AGUCAGUAUGCUGUGGAGUCGGUUUGUUAGCGCCACUUUUAGCAGGAGUCUCUCUCUCAGUCAAGUGCACUAUUUCAUGACGAUGGCUCCCGUGAGGAACAGAGUGUUUGUUGUUGGCGUCGGAAUGACGAAGUUUGAUAAGCCAGGUGCGAGAGAUGGAGAUUAUCCAGAAAUGGCCAAAGAAGCAGGAGAGAAAGCAUUGGCUGAUGCAGGAGUACCCUACUCUGCUGUCGAGCAGGCGUGUGUGGGUUAUGUUUACGGCGACUCCACAUGCGGACAGCGUGCCAUAUACCACAGCCUGGGUAUGUCGGGCAUCCCCAUAAUCAACGUCAAUAACAACUGUUCCACAGGUUCCACGGCGAUCUUCAUGGCCAGACAACUCGUCCAGGGAGGUUUGGCUGACUGUGUGCUCGCUUUGGGGUUCGAGAAAAUGGAAAGAGGCUCUUUGUCUUCUAAGUAUAUGGACAGGACUAAUCCUAUGGACAAACACAUGGAGGUGAUGAUCAACCGAUACGGCAUGGCUCCAGCUCCGGGCGCGCCUCAGAUGUUUGGCAACGCUGGGAGAGAGCACAUGGAGAAGUACGGAACUAAACCAGAGCACUUUGCUAAAAUUGCCUGGAAGAAUCACAAGCACUCGACUAACAACCCGUAUUCUCAGUUCCAGGACGAGUACAGCCUGGAGCAGGUGAUUAAUUCCCGCAAGGUUUUCGGGUACCUCACACUUCUCCAGUGCUGUCCUACAUCUGAUGGAGCCGGAGCAGCAGUGCUAGCCAGCGAGGGCUUUGUGAGGAAGCACGGUCUGGAGAACAAAGCCGUGGAGAUCAUCGCUCAGGAGAUGGUCACUGAUCUCUCUACGACAUUCGAGGAGAACAGCUGCAUCAAGAUGGUUGGCUACGACAUGACUCGCCUCGCUGCCAAAAAGUGCUUCGAGUCGGCAGGACUGAAACCGGCGGAUGUCGAUGUCAUCGAGCUGCACGACUGUUUCUCGGCCAACGAGCUCAUCACGUAUGAAGCGCUCGGCCUUUGUCCUGAAGGUAGGGCCGGAGAGCUGAUCGACCGAGGAGACAACACGUAUGGGGGCAAGUGGGUGGUUAACCCAAGUGGAGGGCUCAUAUCGAAGGGACACCCACUUGGAGCUACAGGUCUGGCCCAGUGUGCAGAGCUGUGCUGGCAGUUAAGAGGCGAGGCGGGGAAAAGGCAGGUCCAGAGGGCGAAGGUCGCUCUGCAACACAACAUUGGCCUCGGUGGAGCCGUAGUCGUCACUCUGUACAGGAUGGGAUUCCCUCUAAAAGCAAGAUCUCGAAUCGGCGCAGUGCUCACCAGCGCAGCCGCAGGACUGGAGGCCUUCAAAUCUCAUUCAGUGUUUAAAGAAAUCGAGAAGAAACUGCAGGAGGAAGGAGAAGCAUACGUCAAAAAAGUCGGUGGCAUUUUUGCUUUUAAAGUGAAGGACGGGCCGGAUGGGAAAGAAGCUCUGUGGGUGGUGGAUGUGAAGAACGGGAAAGGAUCAGUGAGCAACAACGCAGGGAUAAAAUCAGACUGUACGAUCACAAUGUCUGACGCCGAUCUCCUUGACUUGAUGACCGGCGGACUGAAUCCACAAACUGCCUUUUUCCAAGGAAAACUAAAGAUUUCUGGGAACAUGGGAAUGGCGAUGAAGCUACAGAACCUCCAGCUGACACCAGGCAAAGCCAAACUGUGAAGAAUUCCGGCUAAAAUCCAUGGCCACAAUCUACAAUAUAUAUAAUCUCAAACCUCAAGACGUAUUACAGCCGGCAUUUCAAAUGAAGAUAUAUCUAACUUUUGCAACAAUAUAAGAUAAAGUCCUGAAGUCCCUGAGAAUGAUGGACAGGUCAAGCUGCGACCAUGGUCAAAGUUUCAACAGAUUAUAACAACUUUACCUCUUCUAAAUUAGUCUCCAGAUGCUAGGUUAAUAAACAAACGGUUAACUCAUAUUUGUUUAUUACAUGACUUACACUACACCACAUAAUGUGCCUCUUAUACAGAGAAUGAUAAUAAUGAUAAUGUUUCAUCUGUAGUAAUCCUUAGGGAGGAUUGAUUACUGUGAAUCUAGUGAGAUUAUUUUAGUGAGGUUGUGGAAUAAUAAUAAUAAUUAUAAUAAUAACAAAACCCAAAAAUUCGAUUGUUAUAGAAAUGGUAAGAUAUUAGCUAAGCAUUUCAUAUAAAUGCAAGACCUCUUUGUUGUACUGUUAAUUGUAUAUGCAGAUUAUAAAAAGCUAAUUUUUUAAAAUA
Clarias gariepinus (North African catfish) is the source of this 2250-nucleotide messenger RNA. It is a transcript of the gene scp2a, whose product is annotated as sterol carrier protein 2a. The transcript has 16 exons. NCBI's taxonomy places the organism in Eukaryota, Metazoa, Chordata, Actinopteri, Siluriformes, Clariidae. Gene Ontology annotation, molecular function: acyltransferase activity, transferring groups other than amino-acyl groups. Bases 8 to 1699 code for a protein of 563 amino acids. The record is from RefSeq and is a predicted model, not a curated record.